AUGCAGCAUCCUCAAGAUGGCGUACAUGAACCGACCAUGGUCAGCGCCACCACCGACGUCGAGAAGAUGGCCGGGAGCAGUGGUGUCUCCAGGGCCAAAGCUGGGAAGUUGAGGAGUGCGAGAGCGCUCAUGCUCAGGCUCAUAUCAGCUGGUCCCAUCGAGGAACGAGGUGUCUUGCCAGUUCCUCUCGAAGAACGGAGUUCAACCAGAUAUUCCAGCUACUUUUCCAUCUGGGCCUGCAUGAACAUCAAUCUUCUGCCCAUCACAUUUGGCAUGCUCGGCAGUUCAAGUUAUGGGUUGAGUCUUAGGGACUGCGCACUUGUUAUCCUGUUCUUUUGCCUCCUGACCGCAGCCAUACCGGCCUACCUUGGAACCCUCGGCCCCAAGACCGGCCUUCGUCAGAUGAUCCAGGCCAGGUAUUCAUUCGGACGCUACCUGGUGUCGGUCCCCGUCAUACUGAACCUGGCAACACUCACGGGUUUCUGUGUCAUCAUCUGCGUUGUUGGCGGCCAAUGUCUGUCGGCUGUUGCUGGGGGGUCGCUCACGCCCGCAGUCGGCAUAGUCAUAGUUGGGAUCCUGUCCCUUCUCAUUUCUUUCUGCGGGUACGACGUCCUGCAUCAUUACGAGCGAUGGGCCUGGCUCCCCGCCGUGGUCGCCAUUGUCAUUGUCACUGGAUGUGGUGGCUCUCAUUUGCAUCAACAAGCACCGACGGAACCCGCGACCGCAGGGGCAGUGCUGAGCUUCGGCAUGAUUAUAGCUUCGUACAUGAUCCCCUAUGCCGCUCUUGCUUCCGACUUUACCACAUAUUUGAAUCCCCAGUUUCCUUCCUGGAGGCUGUUUUUGUAUGGCUUUGCGGGAUUGAUAUUUCCGUCCGUGCUGCUAAUGGCGCUGGGGGCCGCCAUCGGAGGCGCCAUCAGUAGCGUGCCCGCGUGGGGAGAAGCGUACGAAACGAAUGCAGUCGGUGGCAUCCUCGCGAGCAUGGCCUCCCCUGCUGGCGGUUUCGGCAAGUUUGUGGUCGUUGUCCUGGCCUUUACAAUGCUGGGCAAUAUCGCGGCCACCAUGUACUCGAUCACGCUGAACUUCCAGAUCCUGAUCCCGCAGCUCGUCGUGGUGCCCCGCUAUGUGUAUUCCAUCGUCGUCACGGCCAUUGUCAUACCCGUCAGCAUCAAGGCAGCAGCCGACUUUUUCAACAGCCUCGAGAACUUCAUCUCGCUCAUUGGGUAUUGGUCGGCGGCGUUUGUAUCGAUCCUGAUCACGGAACAUGUCGUGUUUCGAAAGGGGCUGUACCACACCUACCAUCACGACCACUGGAACGACGCGGCAAGGUUGCCUUGGGGUGUUGCUGCUCUCGGCGCUAGUGCGCUCUCGUUCGCCCUGGUUGUCCCGUCCAUGUCACAGGUCUGGUUCACGGGGCCUAUAGCCGAACAUACGGGGGAUAUCGGCUUUGAAAUGGCUUUCGUCGUGACGGCUGUGCUGUACUUGCCCUUCCGCAUGAUAGAGAAGAGGUUGAGCGGGCGUUGA
Molecule: messenger RNA, 1521 nt
Organism: Anthostomella pinea
Lineage: Eukaryota; Fungi; Ascomycota; Sordariomycetes; Xylariales; Xylariaceae
Source: the annotation of a GenBank genome assembly